GGCGCGCGCGCCGCUCGGCGCCAGUCCAUCCGCGCUCCUCGCGAAGACAUGACGUUUCUGUGGCUCGUUCUUGCACUGCUCCCCCUACUCGGCGGAGCAGAGCGCUUCAGCUGCCGGGGCCGCAUCCUGGGCGCGUACUACGCGGACGCCAAGUCCGGCUGCAAGGCCUUCCACGUGUGCGUGCGCGUCGCCGGCGGCGGCAUCCGGGACUUCAGGUUCUUCUGCCCCCCUGGUACUCUGUUCCACCAGGAGGCUCAGACCUGCACGGACUGGGGUGAUGAUGACGAGUUGGCCUGCCCCGCGGAUCUCUACGACGGUCAGUUCGAUCUAUUCAAGAUCGGAAGUGGAUUUGAUACAAGGAAGAUAAUAAACUCGUCCAACGGGAACCAGGAUGAGGAGCAGGAGUACGGCCUGCAGCGCGCGGAGACGGGCGACCGGCGCCUGAACAACGGCCCAGCAGCCAGCAGCGGCGCGUCCGACCUGAGGGCGUCCCACUCCUCCGACUUCUUCAGCGGGCAGCGCGAGCGAGGCCGCGAUGACACCCCCGCCCCCUCCCCCUCCUCCUCCCGCCAGUCCUUCCGCCGCCCCACUACUAGAAGCCCCCCAGCCACCACCCCGCACACCACCACCCCGCCCCCACCUCCGCCAGCACAAACCAACCAGCAGUACGAGACCUCCAAGCGCAAACUAGUCCGCAAACGACCCUACACUCCUACUACCUUCGCCCCCUCGUCCUUCGCCCCGACCGCGCCGCCCGCCCCGCCCAGCUCCCCGCAGCCACGAUACUUCCAGGAGCCUCAAAAACAAAACUACUCUCCUCGUCCGACAUUUGAAGAUAAAAUCAAAGUGCUCCCUCCCACCAACAUCCCGCCUCAGUUCAAGGAGUUCAAAGAUGAGUACGUAGAAGUGCCCCGCGUGACGCCGAAACAGAGCCAGAACAGAUACUUCCUCGCCGCCUCCACCGCCUCCCCCACCCCCUUCACCCAGUCAACUCCUGCUCCUCGUCCUACGAAGAAAGAGGGACUAGUCGAGUUGUACAACUACGAGGCGCAGUCCACGCCGGGAUACAACGCACAGGGAGAAAAGAAACGCCCCUUCUCUGGGAAAGUUCGUAACAACUUCAAUGUAUCCCCCGAAGGACUGCAAGGAGAAGACUUUGCGCGGACCAACAUAAACGUCAUCCCUAAUGGCGUCAGAAGUAACCCGAGUAACCCAAGCACGCCCGAUUACAACGGAUCAUCCAGAAGUUCUGGCACCACCGCAGCAUACAGGAACUUCAACAGUGUCUCAUACGAACAACAAGAGAAGGAAAACUACCCUCAGUUCUCUGGGGCUAAGCAGAAUUAUUACAGCCCCACCACUCCUCAGCCGACGACGACUUACGCCACCAGACGGCCGGAGCCUCCUCAGAAUCUAAACACUGUCGCUUACAAUACCAACAUUGGCUUCAACGCUCAGGCGAAUAACUUUGCCGAGAGUGAUGAGGACGACGGUCAAUACCGCCCGCCUCCCGGCGAGGAUGAUGGCCAGUACCGCCCCGAGCUGUACGAGCGAGAACUGCUUUCUGGAGCACACUCCCUGAACAUCGCUGCUAGUGGAAACCGCCUGCCUGAAGACCAGAAGCCGAGAAACAAAGGUCAGAGCCAGAAGCAAAAACAAAAAUCUCAACAGCAACAGCAGCAGCAACAACAACAGCAACAACAACAACAGCAACAACAACAGCAACAACAGCAGCAACAGCAGCAAAUACCAGCUCAACAGCAUGCACCUCAGCGACAGCCGCAGCCCCAGCAGCCACGACCACAACAGCAGCAACCCUCACAACAGCAGUACUCCCCGCCGCAGCGGCAGCAGAAGCAGCAGCCUCAGGAGCCCCAGCAGCGACCUCAACAGCCGCCCCAGCCUCCACAACUCCAGCCGGAGCAGUUCAACCCAUCAGGCUCGAACUCAAUAGCCCCCAGACCGUUCCGCCCCGCGCCGACACCCACCGCCGUUCCACAGACGACGCGCGCGCCCGAGCCGGCCUACACCGCCACCGCGCGGCAGCCGAGCUCGCAGCGGACCUUCGACCAGCACCAGACCUACACCACCACCGCGCGGCCCACCGACGCCGCGCCGCUGCUCGUCACACUCAACUACAACCCGCCGGCGCGCCCGACCACCACCGCCCCGGCCCGCACCCCCGCCGCGCCCCCCGCGCCCUCCUCCACCCGCGCCCCCGCGCCCUCCUCCACCCGCACCCCGCACUUCGCCCAGCCCGCCAACAGUAAAGAAGACAACAGCUACGACUACGCGUACUACGACUCCGACCCCGGCUUCUCCGAGUACGACAACAUCGAGGAGUUCGGCAGAACCAAGUCGAAAGCAUGAGCCUAGCAACUGCCAUCAAGUCACCUCUUUGGAUCCGUAGUUAAUGUCAGAGUACAAUAACCUAUUUAUUGGAAUCACAAAUAAAUUUAACUUGUAAUAGGAUAUUAGAGAAUAAAUGUGUGCAAUGCUCAAUGUUUCUAAGGUAUGCAUGAUGUUGAAACCGUUGCGAUGUUCCGAGGAGCCAUACCUUCAAUGUUGUAAUCUAAAGAGGCGUAUCUGUAGUUACCCUAAAUUAUUUGUGAUAUUAUGUAUGCUGUAUUGGAUUAAGUCGUUGCGUAGUCGUCAAUCCGUGGCGGGGGAGCCGAUUCGAUUAUUACCGAUAAAGAGAAAUUGUUGUUGUGAGUCGACUCGAGUCUAAAUGCUUGCCAAUACUGAAUCUGUCAGCGAGUCGCGAAUUAAUCGAAGUAUUUCCUAUGUAAGUACAAUAGUGAGUAAGUUAUGACGAUAGAGUGUAUUAUAAAAUAUUUCAUUGUAAAUAAAGUUUUCGUAAAAAAAUACAAUGGGUUUGUGUAAGUAAUUUGUGUAUUUUCCCGCGUGUCGUGGGAGCGAGUGAACAAACAGGGUUGGCCAAGCGAGCGCGCGCGCGGCCGCUAAUCGGACGAUCGGCCUCAAGGCUGCUGCUGCUAAUAUCUGCGAGACUAAUUCCCCUUUUCAU
Plutella xylostella (diamondback moth) is the source of this 3025-nucleotide messenger RNA. RefSeq lists its product as uncharacterized. Gene Ontology annotation, molecular function: chitin binding. NCBI's taxonomy places the organism in Eukaryota, Metazoa, Arthropoda, Insecta, Lepidoptera, Plutellidae. Gene Ontology annotation, cellular component: extracellular region. The record is from RefSeq and is a predicted model, not a curated record.